AGGCCACGAAAGAACUGACAAAUGGGAUGGGACGGCCAGGUGGGAGUGGUUUUUGCUUCCGUUGAAUGGCAAAGGCCAUGCAUCCGGCACUCGGAGGGAUUUAGACAGCAUUUUGCCACUGCUUGGUGCACUGGCUGAUGAUGCUCACAAAAAAAUUCGUUUCUUCAACCUUCAACACACAUCAUCAUCUCUAAAGAGGACACAGGAGAGGUGUUGGUACCUUGAUUCAGAUAGUUGGAGUUGUGUUGUUGUGUCUUGUCAAGUGUUGUUCUGUUGUGAUUGACCACAAUAAGGCGAAGGUGUCGGCGAAGAGAAAAAGGAAAUUGUUCCUUUGAGGCACUUUUUUGGUCAGAAGAAGAACAGAAGCACAGAACAAGACGUGUGUUUUAGAUGACAGGCAACCACAGCGAACACUUGGAUCACCAACAGCAACAACAGCAAGAAGAAUCUCCUUCCGUAUCUGUUCCACAACAUCAGAAUCUGGUUUAUAGUAACAGCAACAACCCUAGCAGUCCCUCUGUGUGCACCGACGACGAUGCGAGUGCCAUCACGAAUGACCUAUCCUUGGUGACCAUGAAGACGGCAUCCUCACCAACGAGGCCUUCUUCUUCGUCUGGCUCGGCUUCUUCUGUACAAGUGGCUGUGAGAGUACGGCCUCUCUUGUCAUCACUAGAGUCAGGAUGUGGUUCUUGCAUUCAUAUACUUCCACCCCUCCGUGGUCGGCCCACUACCAUUCAAAUUGGACCGGAAUCGACAGGACCCACGUUCACAUUUGAUGAAGUGUUUCCUAUCAGCUCUACACAAGUACAAGUCUAUGAACACCGUGUCGCUCCAUUGGUAGAGAGAUGUCUAGAAGGAUACAAUGCAACAAUACUGGCAUAUGGGCAAACAGGUUCCGGAAAAACACACACUGUCAUUGGACCGUCUACCUGUCAUUCCGCUCCAGAAGAGACUUCCUCAGGAAUGAUUCCCAGGGCUGUCAGUUCUCUCUUUCAACAAUUACAACAACGACAGCUGGAACUCAGCAGUCUGCCCAAUUCUCCCGCUUCCGCCAGCCUGCCCAGUACUAAAUCACCAACCAACUCACCACAACGCACUACAAGUAGUAGAAGCAAAUCCAAAUCAAUCAACAACAACAAACAGGAAGCAGCGGCAUUUGAGUUUCAAGUGCGAGUACAAUUCUUGGAAAUUUAUGGCGAAGACAUUCGGGAUUUGCUAGCAUCGUCUACUACGAAUGCGCAGGAACGACUCACCAUUCGGGAUAUUGGCAAUGAUGAGCCAGAAGUGGUGGGAGCCACUUGUCAAGUGGUCAAAUCGGCCGAAGAAGCUUUGCGUUGUCUGACCAAGGGCAUGCUACGAAGAGUCACUGCCGCAACUAGCAUGAACGAAUCUUCCUCUCGCUCGCAUGCCAUUUUCUCCAUUCUCAUGGAACAGUCCACAACACACGGUAGUGGACCACAACAAAAACGUUCCAAAUUCAAUUUUGUAGAUUUAGCAGGAUCGGAACGACAAAAACGAACUCGGGCACAGGGCGUGCGAUUAAAAGAAGGCAUUGGGAUCAACAAGGGGUUGCUCGUUUUGGGAAAUGUCAUUUCUGCCUUGGGUGAUCCUAAAAAACGAGGAAAGGCAUUUGUGCCGUAUCGGGAUAGUAAAUUGACACGGCUCCUCAAAGGAUCGUUGGGGGGGAAUCACAAAACAUUGAUGAUUACGUGUGUUUCACCCUCAUCCACCAACAUGGAGGAGUCACUCAACUGUUUGAGAUAUGCAAAUCGUGCAAAGAACAUUCAGAACAGGGCGGUUGUCAAUGUCGAUGCACGGACGAGAAUGAUUGCCGAACUCAAAGCACAGGUUCAGGCUUUGGCGGCGGAUUUGUUGCGGGCCAAAGAUAGCGGCGAUCUGGUUGGAGGUGCAUUCACCAGGCAGGACCUGCUGGCCAUUGUGCAAGGAAGUGAAGCGUCAGCUGCGAAUCAAAAUAACAAUAAGACUCCUGGCAAACAGCAACAAACCGAGGAAUCUCGGGCCAAGGAUACGCCUUCUCCAUUACGGCAUCCCAGACUAAUAACUCCCGAACCUCCGCAAGCUGAGCAACAGCAACGACUCCAGGACCUGGAAGGAGAAUUGAGCAGAACAACCAAUCAACUGAAACGAUGCAGAACCGAAAACUAUGCCGUGGAAGAACGCUUGCAUGUUACGCUGGCAGAAAAGGAAUUUUACAAGCUUCAACUGGAGGCGGUUGCGACGCCUGAUGGCGGCAAUUCGCCCAUUCCAAUUGACCAAGCCUUUGUGAAUCGUGCCACCGAGUACGAGAAGGAAAUUGGCCGCUUGAAAGAGGAGCUCCGGAUGGCUCGGUCGCAUGCUGUGGACCGACGGGACCCCUCUGAAGCUGAUGCGAGAUUCUCGAUUGAAAAAGCCAGCCAGGAUAUGCUGGCAGAGAGAGAACGCCUUGCUGCCAUUCAGAAUGAGCUGCUGUCGUCAAAGUCGGUUUCUACACCACAAGAAACCACUCCGAAAGAGACGGGCAAAGAAGCCAAUGAUAGUUCGCUCGAACCCGCCGAUUCAGAGGAGAAGGCAGAAGAGGAACAUUUGACAGCACUGACGCUGAAGUACAGCCAUAUCGACGACGAGGAUGAAGUGAUGAUUGUAGACCAGCAGAAUACACCCCGGGUGGUAGGGGAUCCUGCCUUGGCUCAGGCCGAGUCCGAGGGAAAGGACGCAGCAAAACGGCAAGCAAAAAUCGAAGCAGACCUUCUGGAAAUAUCUCGAGUUAUUGAGUCAAAGGAGGAGCUUAUAUCACAACUGCAAUGCAGCCAAGCGAAAUACUCGUCCAUGAAAGAAUUCUACGAAGGCAAGCUUCAUGAGAUGGAAGCUCUGCUUGAUCAAAAGGAGGAAGAACGCCUCAAGAUCAUUGCAGAAAUGGAGAGACUCAAGGAAAACAAUCACGACACCAAAGAUCUCGAGGAGGAGCUCAAACAGAAGGAAGAGCACAUUGCGGGCAUUAGAAAGCAGAAACUGCAGCUCAAGGAUUUGACCGCGGUUUCGUCCAAGAAUGCAACUGAGAUCAAAAAGCUACAAAGCGACGUGAGGGCCAUGAAAGAGAGAAAGGUUUCCAUGCAAAAGCAACUAGCCGACGAACGCAAAGCCCACGCACUGGAAAUCAAGAGGCUCAAGAAAGAAGUAUUACAAAAGGAUCGCGAGACUCGUAAGUGGCAAAAGAUUUCAAAUCAAAAGGCUUCGGAAGCCGAAAAGGCGAACCAAGUCACCAAGAUGAAAGUACAACAACUCGGCCAGCUCCGAGCGAAAUACAAGGAUGCGGAGAAGACGAUUCGAAUGCUUCAGAUCAAAAAAGGCGUGAUGGCGAAGGCAGGUUUGGACUCUGUCAUUGUUGGACGACGAGGGAAGCGGCCGCUCAGCAAAGACCAGAGUCGCGAUCCGGCCAAUUCUAGUCGUGCGGUAGACACAGAUUCUCUGCGUGAUUACUUUGACAAAAAGGUGGCAGAGGUUGGCAGGAAAGAAGCCCUUGCGGACAAACUGGCACGUGGAUGGGAGGAGCACAUGCAGUUGACUUUGCAGCGUAGUGAGCUUGUGGAGCAAGAGACCGAAGAAUCAAACGAAGAAAUCCAGGCUCUUGACUUGAGGAUCCAGUAUGAAGAGGAUCGAAUAAGGAAGCUCGCUCAUCGUCUUGGAAAGCGAAGUCCUCCUGUGUCUGGCGACGAAAAGCACCAAGCCGGUAGUAUGAACUCGUUUUUGUAUGGCAAAGACUUCACAAAACUUUGCAAGGGUUUAGAUGCUGGAAAAUCGUCGGAGAUUGCGGCAAGGGUUCUGUUUGGGAUGGUAGUAAGGGAGCGACGCCGUAUUGCUUCGUUGGCGAAAACAGCAUCCUCUCUUGACGAAAAGUUGCGAGAGUGUCAGAUGGACAAUGAGGCUAAGCAGGUGGCAUUCCGUUCCUACGUUCAAGACUCGCAGCAGGAUUUUGCCAACAUAUCAAUGAAUCACCAGGAGCAGAUUUUGUCCUUGAUGUCGCUCGUGAAGAGUGGAGACGACAACCCUCCAGAUGGUUCUCGACGGGGUAAUUCCGUGACUGCUGCCUCUGAUUCUUCGGGAGAUGAAUCUGUCGAAAGUUCGAAGCUGUUGAUCCUUGCAAACGAGAGAAUCGGUGUGCUAGAGCAGCAUCUUCGAGAACUGAAGGCAGAAAAUAAAGUCAAUGAUUCAUACCGCGUGGAGAAGGAGGAGAUCAAGGCCUCUUUGGCGGCAAAGAACGAAGAAUAUGAAAAGCUUGAAGUUCGUGUGUCCUCUCUCCGUGCGACGCUGCGUCAAAUACGCGAAGAAUUGACGAAGCCCAACAGUACGGAAUCAGAGCAGGAAGACGAGUACAGCAGCAGCCGACUUUGUCUCGCCAUAAUCAAGAAGGCUUUACUACAGUCACCUGGGCCGAUGUCGCCAAUGGCAAGACGGCAUUCCUGUCCAAACAUAAUUCAGCCCGAAACGUCGCCACAAUCAAUGAAACAGUGGGAGUUUAUGAGCGGUGCAGAUGACGACGAAGACGAAGCGGACGAAGAGGAGGCCCCGGAUUGGGCGGACGAGAUUAUGGAAGACUUGGCAUUUAUAGCGGAAGGAAAGCUCCCCCCGUCACUGCAAGGAGUCGAAGGCAUCUUCGAAGCAGAAGUACGGGUGCAAGAGGAAAAGAAAUCUGUUGCCUUGAAAAUGCCAGAUCUCGUUGAUUAUAACAAUACACCACCUCACGCGAGCUCAAAAUUGAACCCACCUGAUGGUGACACGCAUCAUAAUGUUGAUGAUGUUCUUGAAAGUCUGCUAGAAGACACACUGAUGGUUGAUACCGGUACGUUGCUCAUGGAGGAGGGUCCUCCGGAGACUAGCACGGACGGCUCAACUGGGAAACCUGAGUCGAAAUUCAAUGGCAUUGCCGACGACGCAAUUGGGGAGAUAACCCAGUCAUCUUCUUUGAGGAGUUCAGGCUCGGCCAAGUCUCAUAGUUCACAUGGCGAAACGGAAGGGUCCGUUUUCGAACGGCUCGUGAACCCCACACACUUCACUGGAACCCAGAGAGAGAAGCAUCACUCCCAAUCAGAAUUGCAGAAGGAGCAUCAGGAAAGCUCCGCCGAACGCCUUUUGGAUAGUUUGCUGGAGAGCAACGUGGAUAUAAUCACUGCUGCACCCGGGCAUCGGCUCGGUGAGGCAUCUACGACGAGGUCAAACGCAGCAGAUGCUGCUAGGAAAAUCAAGGAAUAUACUCGACAGAAUGUGUUCGAAAGGCUGACCAAGACUACAACUCAAUCUUUUGCCGGCAAACAUCCUGAUACACUCCACGAUGGUCCUAGUCACGACAAUCGACCAAAGCGUUCCAGCGCUCAAACGGCCGACCUUACUCCGAGCGCAGGCGAAGGAACUCCAAUGCCCACAAAGAUACCCUUGCCAUCUUCAUCGAGAAUCAAGUCUCCCGCUCGUCCCAAGUUCAAGCCCAAGACAAGCAGUCGUGGGACAUCUCCUACAAGAAUCGCCGGUAGAUCGCCGGGCAGGGCGAAGUCGCCACCGCCCAAAUCAAGAAACGAAGGGUAUACUCAGCAGAAUGUGUUCGAGAGACUUACAAAAACUACAACUGAAGCCUAUGCUGUCAAGAAGAGAGUUGUGAAGAAUUGAGUGCUUAUUGCUUCAGAGCAUCCUCAUGCCUUGAUCAUCAUCAAUGUUGUGGUGGGGAGUGACCCAACGAUUGCUUUUUCAAUUAGUCUUGACUUGGGAAGCUACCCUGACGGCUAGGUGGUCUUCAAGUUCCCAUCAAGAAUGCUAUUGUACACAGUAAAAGCCACAUAGACUAGAUUGACACCCUUUAGUCUUCUUCUACGAGCGGCCAU
Seminavis robusta is the source of this 5867-nucleotide messenger RNA. Lineage: Eukaryota; Bacillariophyta; Bacillariophyceae; Naviculales; Naviculaceae. The record is from the annotation of a GenBank genome assembly.